AUGGUUGAGGACGCCGAUCCAAACGGCGAGUCCAUACCACAACUGGACGAGGCCGAGUUCAAGAAAAUACUGCGUCGUAUCGAUCUGCGGUUGAUUCCACUUCUCUCAGUCCUCUAUCUCCUUUCCUUUCUCGACCGAGGCAAUGUGGGAAAUGCCAAUGUUGCUGGCUUGAGCAAAGAUUUGCAUCUCACCGGAACGCAAUACAACAUCGCUUUGACAAUGUUUUUUAUUCCGUAUGGCCUCUUCGAAGUUCCUAGCAAUAUACUCCUCAAGAUUUUGAAGCCACGCGUGUGGAUCCCCAUUAUAAUGCUGUCUUGGGGGACGAUUAUGACAUUGAUGGGAAUCGUUCAGAGCUACUCUGGCCUUGUGGUAGCCAGAGUCUUUCUUGGUAUUGCAGAGGCUGGGUUUUUUCCCGCAGCUUCGUAUCUUCUGACAUGUUGGUAUCCACGUCAUGAGGUCCAGUUACGAAUGGGCUACUUUUAUGGGGCUGGUGCUCUGUCUGGUGCCUUCUCUGGUCUCCUUGCCUUUGCCAUUGAGAAAAUGGAUGGGGUUGGUGGGCUUGCAGGAUGGCGGUGGAUCUUCAUUAUCGAAGGACUGAUUACGGUAGUCGCUGCUGUAGCCACCCCUUUUCUUCUACCCAACGAUCCCAUGAGUUGCAAGUUUCUCAACGAUACAGAAAAAAAGCAUGUCGUGAAUCGCCUUCGGGAGUUCCAGCAGACGCAACGAGCUGAUGAAAGUGACCCUUUUAAAUGGGAAUACUUUUGGCAAGCCUUUACGGAUUGGAAAGUCUGGAUGUCAAUACUGGUGUAUUGGGGAAAUGCAAUGCCAAUCUAUGGGUUUAUUUACACUCUACCAGUGGUCAUUGACGAACUAGGUUACUCGGCCACCAAUGCACAACUUCUCACCAUCCCGGUGUAUAUUGCAGCGGUAAUAGCUACGGUCACCUCGGCAUAUUUUUCUGAUCGCCUCAAGACUCGAUCUCCCUUUAUCAUCAUUCCACAGCUGUUCGGCGCGCUCGGCUUGGUCAUUGUCAUGGCUAUUCCAAAGGAAAAGUAUCCGGGAGCCGUCUAUGGAGCAUUGUUUAUUGUGGCUAUUGGUUUAUAUACAACGAUUACGGGUGUUGUGUCGUGGAACGCAAAUAACUUGGCGGGAACGUGGAAGCGCAAUAUUGGACUAGGCUUACAGAUCAGCAUCGGUAACUUGGGCGGCGCAGUGGGAACUAACAUUUACCUCAGGCAGCAAGCACCCAACUAUUGGCUGGGAUUUGGCUUUUCCCUCGGUAUUCUCUUGGUUGCCAGUUCGGCUGGUAUGAUCAUGCGCAUUGCUUUGCAACGUAUCAACAAGAAGCGUGAGAGUAUGAGUCGCGAGGAGAUUCUUGAAAAAUAUACGCCGGAAGAGUUGGACCGGAUGGGCGACAAAAGUCCCCUCUUCAUCUAUACGCUUUGA
This is a messenger RNA of Trichoderma harzianum CBS 226.95, 1446 nucleotides long. RefSeq lists its product as hypothetical. Lineage: Eukaryota; Fungi; Ascomycota; Sordariomycetes; Hypocreales; Hypocreaceae. The record is from RefSeq and is a predicted model, not a curated record. Gene Ontology annotation, biological process: transmembrane transport. The coding region runs from base 1 to 1446 and encodes 481 amino acids. Gene Ontology annotation, cellular component: membrane. The transcript has 8 exons. Gene Ontology annotation, molecular function: transmembrane transporter activity.